Eimeria maxima is the source of this 647-nucleotide messenger RNA. RefSeq lists its product as hypothetical. The record is from RefSeq and is a predicted model, not a curated record. Lineage: Eukaryota; Apicomplexa; Conoidasida; Eucoccidiorida; Eimeriidae. The annotation marks the transcript as partial. The transcript has a single exon.
UUGCCCACCACCAGAGGCUGCCGAACCUGCCCUCACUGCAACAGAAGCAGCUGGUGCUGCUGCCCAACCGAAUUUCCGCUGCAGGGGUUGCAGUCGAAGCCUCUGGCUGUUGCGUGAAGGGGCAAGAAGCAGCAACAAAAGCAGCAGUGCAGCUAAAGCAAAUUUGUCAGAAGCUCGUUAAGAGCAAUCGCAAGGUGGAGGUAGAUCUUGAAGUGGCCAAUCUAGAUGUUCAACGGCGAAUUGCUUCCUCGAUGCUGGUGGCUGCACACUCAAGGGUGGAGGACAAGACAGGACGACUGUCCCCUGAAGAAGAAAAUAUCUUGGCGAUGUGGGACGAGCGGCAUAAGGUUGCUCAAGAGGCGCUCAUAUCGAUGCAGGAGCAACUGCAAGUGUUGAAAGAUACAACAGACCCGCUGGACUUCACGUAUAGGGCGACCGGGGCAGCAAGUGCAUUAAAGGGUGCAGCACCCCUUCUGCGGGACCUACUCAAUGGACUGUCAGAAUUCUUGUCCAGCCCAGCGUUCCUUGGUGCCAAACAACAUCGGAAGAAAGAGGCACGUAUGGAGGAUGUGGUUUCCGGUGUGGAGCAGAUUAUGGACUUGCCAACUGCGAUGAAGUCCAUUGUUGAGGCAGCAGCAGUAGCCUAG